AUGGCAUAUCCGUACUCGGACACUGGUCACGACCACGACACGCAUUCGCAUAGCACUGGCGUAGACAAUCCUUAUGAACACCUAGCACCACUAUCUGCAUCCGCCCGGUCGGUUGGUUUCGCCGCAGACCCUGAUCCGUUUGCCUCUACGCCGUCCCUGCACUCUACGCCGUCCGUCCAAUCCUUGCGCACCGACCCAUUCGCUUCAAGUACAUCGCUGGCGAGCACCAUCACCUCCCGCGAGCAUGAUCUCGGCACACGCGAAGGCGCUACCGAGGAGGAGGAUGACAGCAUUAUGGAGAAGGAGCCUCUGACGAAGAAAUACUCUGUGUCGCUGAGCGACUCGCAGUGGUCUUCGAACAACGCGGGAGAGGACAGCAAUAGCGGCUAUUACCCGCCGACAGAGCAGGACACAUACUCAUUACCGCGCAACCCACGAAAGCGGGCAGAAGCGCGUCGGGAAGGCAUCGAGAGCGGCUGGCGCAGGCGGCAGACGAUCAAGCGUGGCGUGACAAAGAAGGUUAAGCUCACCAAGGGUCACUUCAUCAACGACUACCCGGUCCCGACGGCGGUGUAUACAGGAAUAGAAGGGAAGUGGAGGGACGAUGUGAAGAGCACAGAGUUCUCACAUAUGCGCUAUACCGCCGCCACCUGCGACCCGGACGAGUUCACAGAGGAGAACGGAUGGUCUCUUCGGACGAAGCUUUACAACCGACAGACCGAACUCCUCAUCGCCGUGACGUCUUACAACGAAGACAAGGGUCUAUACUCUCGUACGCUACAUGGCGUCAUGGAGAAUGUACGGGAUAUCUGCCGCACAAAGGCGACGAAGUACUGGAAACGAUCGGCGGAGGAGGGUGUGCCCGGUUGGCAGCGCAUAACCGUAGCACUCGUAGUGGACGGUCUCGACGCCAUGGACAAGACGGUGCUUGAUCUCCUAGCGACUGUGGGCAUCUAUCAGGACGGUGUGAUGAAGAAGAAGGUUGACGGGAAGGAUACCGUGGCACACAUAUUCGAGUAUACCACUCAACUCUCCAUCAACCAGACACCGGAACUCGUUCUACCACGCGGCGAUGACCCGGAGAACCUUGUGCCCGUGCAGUUCGUCCUGAUCCUGAAGGCGCAGAACCAGAAGAAGAUCAACUCCCAUCGCUGGCUCUUCAACGCGCUUGGCGGGAUGCUGCAACCCGAGAUCUGUGUACUUAUUGACGCCGGUACCAAGCCAGGACGUAAGUCGAUCUACCAUCUUUGGGAGGCCUUCUACAACGAUCGCAACCUCGGCGGGUGCUGUGGAGAGAUCCAUGCCAUGUUGGACGGCGGUCGCAAGCUAUUCAACCCCUUGGUCGCCGCGCAGAACUUCGAGUACAAGAUGUCGAACAUCUUGGAUAAGCCACUCGAGAGCUCAUUUGGAUACGUCAGCGUGUUGCCCGGUGCAUUCUCCGCCUACCGGUUCCGCGCCGUGCUGGGCCGACCACUGCAACAGUACUUCCACGGUGACCAGUCCCUGGCGUCGCGUUUGGGAGACAAGGGUGUGCACGGCAUGAACAUCUUCACGAAGAACAUGUUCUUGGCCGAGGAUCGUAUCCUGUGCUUCGAGCUUGUCGCGAAGGCGGGGCAGUGUUGGACGCUUGCAUACGUCAAGCCCAGCAAGGCUGAGACGGAUGUGCCCGAGAGCGCGGCCGAACUCAUCGGCCAACGUCGUCGAUGGUUGAACGGCUCCUUCGCUGCCAGCAUUUACGCUAUUGUACAUUUCUUCAGGUUGUAUCGGUCGCGGCACAACGUCAUUCGCAUGAUGUUCUUCCACGUACAAGCAGUCUACAACAUCCUUACGCUCUUUUUCUCAUGGUUCGCACUUGCUAAUCUGUACCUGGCUUUCACGACUAUCAUCGACCUGGUUCCCGACCUGAAUGUGUCGGUAUUCAACACGAACAACGCGGCAACUUUCGAGUACGUUAACCAGGUCCUGCGCUGGGUGUGGGUCAUGUUCUUGUCCCUACAGUUCAUCCUAGCGCUGGGUAACCGACCAAAGGGAGAAAAGGCGGCGUAUGUUAUCACGUUCUUGGUCUACGCUAUCUUGGCAGCGUACAUGGUGGUUGCAUCCAUCGCGCUGACCAUAGACGGCUUUGUGAAGAUUCCCUCUGAACUUGCGGGGACGCAUGGAUUCGUCGGGUUCAUGAACGAGUUCUUGAAGCCUCCUGUUGGCUCGCUGAUCAUGGCGAGUGUCAGCACGUUCGGCAUCUACUUCCUGUCUUCCCUGAUCUACCGGGAUCCUUGGCAUAUGUUCAGCAGCUUCUUCCAGUACCUCUGCAUCGCGCCCAGCUUUACCAACAUCCUCAACGUCUACGCAUUCUGCAACUUGCACGAUGUCUCCUGGGGUACCAAGGGAAGCGACACCGUCGACGCGCUCCCGGAAGUAUCAUCGAAGAAGGUUAAGAACAAAGCCGACGACAAUCGCGCGACCGCCAUCGUGGAGGACACCUACCGCACGCAGCAAGAUCUUGAUGCUGUGUUCCAGGAGACGUUGCAGCGUGCAGUGACGCCUCUUGAGGAAUCCUACCGCACGGACAAGCCGACGCUGGACGAUCAGAACAAGACGUUCCGUACUCGCCUUGUUGUCGCAUGGAUGCUCACAAACGCGCUCGUUGCGCUUGGUGUCGAGAACGCGGACGGUCUCGUACUGCCGCUGACACAGGCGAGGCUCGCGGUGGUCGCGAAGGAUUGUGGAGACCCGUCUAGGGAUCUCGCGACUUGCUUGAACGAGGAGUUGCUGGGUCAACAAACGGAGCUGUCAACAAGGCAAUCGUACUACUUCUCCUUCAUCCUGUACGGCACGUUCUUCCUAGCGCUCGUGCGCUUCUCCGGAUGCAUGUUCUACUUCUUCAGACGCAAUCUCUUCCGCUGUUGCCGGAGGAAGUGA
This is a messenger RNA of Peniophora sp. CBMAI 1063, 2916 nucleotides long. NCBI's taxonomy places the organism in Eukaryota, Fungi, Basidiomycota, Agaricomycetes, Russulales, Peniophoraceae. The record is from the annotation of a GenBank genome assembly.